Molecule: messenger RNA, 1577 nt
Organism: Talpa occidentalis (Iberian mole)
Lineage: Eukaryota; Metazoa; Chordata; Mammalia; Eulipotyphla; Talpidae
Gene: PAAF1
Product: proteasomal ATPase associated factor 1
Exons: 12
Coding region: 40-1218 (392 amino acids)
Molecular function (GO): protein binding
Source: RefSeq, a predicted model, not a curated record
CUUCUCAGCACAACCUACUUCCUGUGGAGGCGGGGCAAGAUGGCGGCGCCUUUGAGGAUACAGAGCGACUGGGCACAAGCUCUCAGGAAGGAUGAAGGGGAGGCCUGGCUGAGCUGUCAUCCCCCAGGGAAACCAACUUUGUAUGGCAGCCUAACUUGUCAAGGAAUUGGUCUAGAUGGCAUCCCAGAGGUUAUAGCUUCGGAAGGAUUCAUUGUGAAUGAAAUAAACAAGAAAAGCAUUCAUAUUUUAUGUCCAAAGGAAAAUGCAUCUUCGAAGUUUUUGGCACCAUACACUACUUUUUCCAGAAUUCAUACAAAGAGUAUUACAUGCCUGGAUAUUUCCAGUGGAGGAGGCCUUGGUGUAUCUUCUAGUACUGAUGGAAGCAUGAAGAUCUGGCAGGCUUCCAAUGGAGAACUCAGAAGAGUAUUGGAAGGACAUGUGUUUGAUGUGAAUUGUUGCAGGUUUUUCCCAUCAGGCCUUGUGGUUCUGAGUGGGGGAAUGGAUGCCCAGCUGAAGAUCUGGUCAGCUGAAGAUGCUAACUGCGUGGUGAACUUCAAGGGUCACAAAGGAGGUAUCCUGGAUACAGCCAUUGUUGAUCGGGGGAGGAAUGUAGUAUCUGGUUCUCGAGAUGGAACAGCACGACUUUGGGAUUGUGGGCGCUCAGCCUGCCUGGGAGUGCUUGCAGACUGUGGCUCUUCCGUCAAUGGAGUGGCUGUAGGUGCUGCUGACAACUCCAUAAACCUCGGCUCACCCGAGCAUGUGCCCAGUGAACGGGAGGUUGGAACAGAGUCAAAAAUGCUGCUGUUGGCCCGGGAAGAUAAGACGCUUCAGUGCUUAGGACUACAGAGUAGACAGCCAGUGUUCCACUUUGUUGGCUCAGAUGCCUUCAACUGCUGCACUUUUCUUUCUGGCUUCUUGCUAUUGGCCGGGACACAGGAUGGAAACAUUUAUCAGCUGGAUGUGAGGAGUCCAAGGGUUCCAGUACAAGUCAUCCACAGAUCAGGAGCUCCAGUUCUGUCCUUGCUAAGUUUCAGAGAUGGAUUCAUUGCUAACCAAGGUGAUGGAAGCUGUUUCAUUGUCCAGCAAGACUUAGACUAUGUUAUUGAGCUCACUGGGGCGGACUGUGACCCUGUUUACAAGGUAGCCACAUGGGAGAAGCAAAUCUACACAUGCUGUCGAGAUGGUCUUGUACGACGCUAUCAGCUCUCAGAUCUCUGAUCCCUUGGAAAGAGGAGUCCCCAGAUAAUAAGAAAUAUGGACCCUGCUAGCCAGUGAACAGAUAUAUCAUCAGUCCUUCCUGAGGACCAUGGCCUUUUAUUGUCAUGGGCAUCUUUUGGAAGUCUCCAAAAGUCAGCUACAUGUGGACCUAUCAUUCCAUGACAAGACCUUCUCUGGACUAAGUAAGAAGAUUACUUGUGCUCACUGCAUUUGCCUCAACUUCUUUAAACUCAUUCCUGCAACACAAGGCAAGGAUAUGGAUGCUUGUAGUUUGAUCUCAUAUCAGUUGUGUUAAAUGUUUACAAGUGUCAGAGGACUAAAACCUGUUCUUCGAAGCAAAUAAAGAGAAUAUGUUUGGA